This is a messenger RNA of Rhizopus microsporus ATCC 52813, 2066 nucleotides long. Its product is annotated as heat shock protein 70. Gene Ontology annotation, molecular function: ATP hydrolysis activity; ATP binding; heat shock protein binding. The transcript is spliced from 3 exons. The record is from RefSeq and is a predicted model, not a curated record. Gene Ontology annotation, biological process: endoplasmic reticulum unfolded protein response; protein refolding; cellular response to unfolded protein. Lineage: Eukaryota; Fungi; Mucoromycota; Mucoromycetes; Mucorales; Rhizopodaceae. The coding region runs from base 35 to 1990 and encodes 651 amino acids. Gene Ontology annotation, cellular component: cytoplasm; endoplasmic reticulum lumen; nucleus.
CUUUUCUUUUUUUAUUUAUUUUUAAUAGUUCAUCAUGCAUAGAAAGGCCUCUCUGUUGGCCCUUUUUGCCCUCAUUUUCACAUUAUUCAUUAGUUCAUAUACUGUUAAAGCUGACGAACAAGAAUCUUAUGGAACAGUCAUUGGUAUUGAUUUGGGUACAACUUAUUCUUGUGUUGCCGUUCAAAAGAAUGGACGUGUAGAAAUUAUUGCAAACGAUCAAGGUCACCGUAUUACUCCCUCCUAUGUUGCCUUUACAGACGAUGAACGUUUGAUUGGUGAUGCCGCCAAGAACCAAUACUCUGCUAACCCUAAGCGUACUGUCUUUGAUGCCAAGCGUCUCAUUGGUCGUCGUUUCGAUGAUAAGGAAGUUCAACAAGAUAUGAAGCACUUCCCCUUCGACGUUGUCAACAAGAAUGGUGCCCCUCACAUCAAGGUUGCUGUCAAGGGUGAAGACAGAAUUUUCACUCCUGAAGAAAUUUCUGGUAUGGUUUUGACAAAGAUGAAGGAAACUGCUGAAGCUUACCUCGGUAAGCCUGUUACUCAUGCUGUUGUCACCGUUCCUGCCUACUUCAACGACGCCCAACGUCAAGCCACCAAGGAUGCCGGUACUAUUGCUGGUUUGAAGAUCCUUCGUAUUGUCAAUGAACCUACUGCCGCUGCUAUUGCCUACGGUUUGGAUAAGAAUGACGGCGAAAAGAACGUCCUUGUUUAUGACUUGGGUGGUGGUACUUUUGAUGUCUCUCUCUUGUCUAUUGAAGAUGGUAUCUUUGAAGUCUUAGCUACUGCUGGUGACACUCACUUGGGUGGUGAAGAUUUCGAUGCUCGUAUCAUUGAUCACUUUGUCAAGCUCUGGAAGAAGAAGUACCCUGGAGAUGAUAUCACCAAGGAUCUCAAGUCUAUGAGUAAAUUGAAGCGUGAAGCUGAAAAUGCCAAGCGUGCUCUCUCUUCUCAAAUGUCUGUUCGUGUUGAAAUUGAAUCCUUGUUCAACGGCAAGGACUUUUCUGAAACCUUGACUCGUGCCAAGUUUGAAGAACUCAACAAUGACUUAUUCCGCAAAACUUUGAAACCCGUCGAACAAGUCCUCAAGGAUGCUGGUUUGAGCAAGGAUCAAGUUGAUGAUAUUGUCCUCGUUCAAAAACUCCUUCAAGACUUCUUCAAUGGUAAGAAGCCUUCCAAGGGUAUUAACCCUGAUGAAGCUGUUGCCUAUGGUGCUGCCGUCCAAGGCGGUAUUCUCUCUGGUGAAGAAGCCUCUGACAAGAUUGUCUUGUUGGAUGUCAACCCUUUGACCCUCGGUAUUGAAACCACUGGUGGUGUCAUGACCAAGUUGAUUCCCCGUAACACUGUUAUUCCUACCAAGAAGUCCCAAAUCUUCUCUACUGCUGCCGAUAACCAACCUACUGUCUUGAUCCAAGUCUUUGAAGGUGAACGUGCCUUGACCAAGGAUAACAACCUUCUCGGUAAGUUCGAGUUGUCUGGUAUUGCCCCUGCCCCUCGUGGUGUUCCUCAGAUUGAAGUCACCUUCGAAAUUGAUGCCAACGGUAUCUUGAAGGUCAGCGCUGCUGAUAAGGCUUCUGGUAAAUCCGAAUCUAUCACCAUUACCAAUGACAAAGGUCGUCUCUCUCAAGAAGAUAUUGAUCGUAUGGUCAAGGAAGCUGAAGAAUUCGCUGAAGAAGACAAGGCUAUCCGUGAACGUACUGAAUCCAAGAACAAGUUAGAAAACUAUAUCUAUACUAUCAAGAGUCAAUUGUCUGAUGAUGGUGUUCUCGCCAAGAAGAUUUCCGCUGAAGACAAGGAAGCUAUUGAAGAUGCUAUCAAGGACAAGCUCGCUUGGAUUGAUGAAAACCCUACUGCUCUUCGUGAAGACUAUGACGAAAAGCGUGAGGAAUUAGAAUCCGUUGUUAACCCCAUCACUACCAAGUUGUAUGCUGAUGGCUCCGCUGAAAGUAGCAAUGACUACGAAGAACCCUUAAGAGAUCAUGAUGAAUUGUAAAUCUUAAUUUCACACAUAAUUUAUAAAUAAAAAAUAGUACAUAUAAAGAUAUCUCUGUGCCACAAUUGCUCCCCCC